Molecule: messenger RNA, 1266 nt
Organism: Dacryopinax primogenitus
Lineage: Eukaryota; Fungi; Basidiomycota; Dacrymycetes; Dacrymycetales; Dacrymycetaceae
Exons: 3
Coding region: 146-1153 (335 amino acids)
Biological process (GO): lipid metabolic process
Source: RefSeq, a predicted model, not a curated record
GGUGACCCUCCUGACGCCCAGCGUCCUAUGCUCACUGGGCUUGCUCUCGUCGUCCUACGUCGUACGCCGCUCCCUCGUCGUCGCCAUUUUCGCCCUCGUAUACUACUACAUCGUCCACCUUCCACCAUCCACGCCCCGGGAGGGAAUGUAUAAUGCGCACACGCUCGCAACCGCCGCGUUACUUGCAUCCGAUCUGCUGGUUUUACAUGAUCCAGCAUCCGAUUUCUCAAACAAAGACGGGAAGUUCUUCGCCCUGCCCGGAUUGAGCUGGACAAAUAUCAAAUGGGCGCUAGAUUUGUCCAUGAAUUUACGUGGCAUAGGGUGGAACUUCGAAGCGAAGCAUCUUUGGACCUCAAUGGGGAAGAACGAGAGUCGACUGCGUUUCACCCUCCGACAGCUUCUGGGGAUGGCGGGUUGCCUCCUUGUGAUGGACCUUGCCCAGACGCUGUAUCGAAACCGUUCUGCAUGCUACACGGGCGGCUCGGUAUAUCAGGAUGGUAUGGCAUGGCAGGUCGUGUACAACCUUGCGGAAUGGAUCAAUAUGGGCGGGGCUAUGCUCCUCAUGCAUGCCUUGGCGGCUGCAGUCACCGUCCCGCUUUUCAUCUAUAAGCAAGAAGACUGGCCGGACAUGUUUGGCAGGAUUCGGGAUGGAUACACCGUGAGAAAAUUCUGGGGACGUACAUGGCACCAACUCCAUCGUCAUUUUUUGACCGCUCAUGCCAAAUUCUUCGCCCAAGACGUCCUGGGAUUGACACGGGGCAAGAAACUCACUACAUACGUCGAGCUUCUCAUCGUCUUCUUCAUAUCCGGGAUUGUGCAUGCGUCGGGCGCCUAUGCCUUCCUUCGCACCUGGUCGGGUGCAUUCGACAGCAUUCUAUUCUUCACCCUACAAGCCGUCUGCAUCGCUUGCGAAGAUCACGUCAUCAUAAUCGGCAAGCGUCUCGGCCUGAAAGAUACGAUGUGGACGCGGCUGAUUGGGUAUGCAUGGGUGGUGACGUGGAUCACUUUGUCCAAUCCUAUUCGCGCGGAGUCGUUGGUACACGGUGGUCUGUGGGAUCAAUCGGAUCAGCCGCAGCUGGGAUUGGUGCAGGGAGUCAUCGAAAAGAGCGGUGUCGUGACUUUCCCUCAGAGGAGGAUUCUGCACGCAGAGUGAUCGCGGACAUGGUGGUCUGAGGGAAAUGUCGAACUCGCGGAAAAGGCUGGUGUAUUUCAGAUUCUAUUAAUACACAAGGAUGAUAUAGAUAGGGAAUCGUCGAGGUGCCGUUG